CUGCCAUCUUCCAACGACGCCCGGCAACCGCAAAUGGUUUACCUUGAGGUACCUUAGUCUUCCAAGGUUCUUGAUCGUCCCUUAAUCCUUAGCCUCAUGCGUGUACAACGGGAACGAUGAGCCACACCCAUUCCACCAGUGUGAUCGCAAAGGCGCCAAUCAUCGACUACCGUAUACGAUUAGAUACCUAGUCGACGUCGUCGUCUUCGAUGGGCUGUGCAUCUGGCGUUUACCUGCUUCCGGUUCCUGUGGGUGAUAUGUGGGCCAUGAAGACCAAUCUUCGUCUAUCUCCGUGCUGCUGUUGCUGCGAAGCAGGAAACAUCUCGGCGAGCGCUUCGAGAAGAUCCACUGGCUGCCUCCAUCAAUGUCUGCAUUCGCACUCGUCUAAACGGUCUGAGAGCUCGUCUUACCCGGUCUAUGCGGAAGCCCAUUCCGGUCUGGUUAUUCUGUACCAGCCCCUGUCUCAGGAUGAACUACCUUUCAUGUAUCUGGAUGUCAAGUAGACUGUCACUGGCGAAAAUUUAUAUCACACCCUCGACCCCCAGAUCAAGCUUAUAUAGAGUC
This is a messenger RNA of Colletotrichum acutatum, 564 nucleotides long. RefSeq lists its product as uncharacterized. The record is from RefSeq and is a predicted model, not a curated record. The coding region runs from base 210 to 503 and encodes 97 amino acids. The transcript has a single exon. Lineage: Eukaryota; Fungi; Ascomycota; Sordariomycetes; Glomerellales; Glomerellaceae.